This is a messenger RNA of Myodes glareolus (Bank vole), 3968 nucleotides long. The record is from RefSeq and is a predicted model, not a curated record. Lineage: Eukaryota; Metazoa; Chordata; Mammalia; Rodentia; Cricetidae.
AUGAUCGACCUGGCCCUGCAUGUCCCUGGUGUUCCCCUUCGCAAUCCACUAGCCCCCUUUCUCCUCCCCGCUGCCACCACAUUCCAGGAAAGAAAGAAGGGACAGUAUCUCAGAGCAGUCCAAGUGAGAGUAGAAAAAUACUUUUAUUUUCCUUUUCCCCAUCUGGGCGGAGCCCUCCCUGGUGAGUUAGUACUCAGGCUGACUUCCUGCUCUCAGCUGUGGGCCACAACACACAGUCUGCAAGUCUGUGAGGAGACCAAGGAUCAGAGAUCACCCUUCCAAACCCCGAGCAGGAGUUGGGAGACAGAAGGUGGCAGCUUCAGCAACAGGAUGUCCACAGAAGAUAAGAACACAGAGACGAUUCCCUUCAAACCUAUAUUCCUGACCUUCAAAAGACAUAAAGUGAUGAUUUCAAAUGCAAUAAAAAAGCCAUUUCCUUUUCUUGAGGUACUCCGUGACAACAGUCUCAUCACUGAACAAAUGUAUGAAGAUUUUAGAGAUUCCUGUACAAACCUGGUCCCUGUACAAGAAGUGGUCUACAGAGCCUUGGAAGUACUGGAGAAGAGACUUGACCUGCAGGUUCUACGGGUAUUGUUCUGUGUGGAAAAUAUGGAGGCAUACCCUAAUUUGAAACACAUUUUUGAAAGACUUAAACACGUCUUACCACCGAAAGAAUUGUGGUCCAGAGACAUUGAUAGAAGGGACCCAAACUCACAGCUCAGUCUUAAACAAGGACCUGGUGACAGCUGCUCUCAAGAAAGCCUGACCUGGUCACCCUCCUCCUCAUCUGGUGCCUGGAGAAGUAAUGAUGGAGAAAUUACCACCCUCACCCAGGGAAACCAAACUGAGAAUCAUCAAUUCUCCAUCCCCCAGAUUCACAAUGCUGUGAGUUUAUCUGAAAAUGAACUAUCAAAAGACCUCAAAGAAACAGUAAAGAUUAACCACUUGAGAGGAGAUACUACUGGCAACGACAUUGAUGAACUGCAAAGGCCCCAAGCAGCCAUACCACCAGGCCCAGGUUCUGAGCCUGAGGAGUCCUGUGAACUAGAAGUCCAACUGAGUGACAGAGAUGCAGGCCUGGAGCCUCACAUCCCAUUGCCCAGCAGCAACAAAAGAGCAGAGCUACCCAGCCAUGGAAUCAAAAUUCGUCCUUGUUCUGUGAAUCUGGUAAACAUAAAGCAAGAAAAUUCUUCAGUUUUCCUGAGUGGUGAACAUCAGACCCACACAAGGACCGACCACAAUCAGGCCUCUGAGGUAAUAGACCUUACCAGAGAUAAUUCUGAGGAUGAAAAUAGCUGCUCAGAGGAAUCCCCCUCAGUCACCUGCCAGCCUAAGCCUAUAAAUUCCAGAAAUCCUCCUACAUCCAUAAAUAUACAAAGGAAAAGAGAUAUGUCUGAUACUAAGAGCUCAAGCACCAGGAAAAGACAAAGAAGGACAAAUACCACAUAUGCUGAGAACAACUCUACCUCAGGAAAGCAUGGUCGAAAAAUAAGGAAAAAGAGAGACAAAAUUGGAAAAUACGUAAUUCGGAACAUCAAAAUGCCAAUUCCCACAAGCUGGAAAAAAGGUAACAAGUAUGUACCAGACCCACCAAGGAAAAAGGGAAAGCAGUGUAUGGUGUGCAGACGAGGACGGAACUUGUACCCUUGUGAUAGUUGUGGGAAAUUCUAUCAUGAAAAAUGCCACAUCCCACCUGUGGAAGACAAGAGUGGCCCAUGGAGUUGUGUCUUCUGCAAGGUAAAGGAUCAGGCAAAGUGCCAAGAAAAUCAAGCAUUUCAUAAAGAAUCUGAGGUCUUGAAGAGGAAGAUGUUGCCUGAGGAGCAGCUGAAAUGUGAGCUGCUUCUCUUGACUAUUUAUUGUGCACCAAUAUGUUGCUUUUUUAUCCGCAAACCAAAGCAAAGUAAAGAAGACUUUCCAGACCUCAAGGAACACAUGUGGUUAGACAAAAUCAAGAACAGGCUGAACAAGAAGGUAUACCGUUCGGUACAACAUUUUGUGGAGGACAUGCGCCUCAUCUUUCAGAACCACAACAUAUUUUACAAAAAUCACGGGUUCAGCAAUCUUGGAGACACAAUAAGAAAACUAUUUGAGAAGCAUUUCAAAAGAAUUUUUUCAAUCAACGAAACAAGCAAACAACUUCAACCAUGCAAACAAACUGUUUUGUUUACAUAGUUUUUUCCUAUUCUCUCCACUACCCAUUAUUCACAUUCGGGCAUUAUGCUGGCAUAUCCUCUGUCACCUGGCAGGUUGUGCUUGCCAGAUCAGGCAGGCAGUCCUCUGAACUGCUCACGGUCCGGACAAUGUCAUCAGCUACACAUCAGAUUUGUUGCUACAGUUACACCCCCUUUAAAAGGAGGGGCUCUGUCGCCUGCCUUCCGUCUCUGCCUCUCUUUGUAUCUCUCUAUGUCUGUCUGUCUGUGUCUGACUCUGCUUCUCUGUAACUUUGUCUCUGUCUCUCUGUCUCUCUGCCUAUCUGUGUCUGUCUCUUUGCAUCUCUGUAUUUCUUUCUCUUUCCAUGAGGCUGCUCCGCACUCCCUUUCUCUCCCUUCCCUCUCCCUCAAAAAAAACUCUCCACACAAGCACUGUUUGCAAGGUGUGUGCUUCUCUUUCUUACCUGCUGUGAGUCCUCUUGGUUCCAACCAGUCAAGGUCUCUCUUGCACCAUUUUCCAACAUUGGUUCUGAGACUCGGCAGGCACCUCCCAGCACCCUGAGGCAUGAUGGGACCCUGGACCAAGUUCAUCUACAACAGCCUUGCUGCUCCAGUUAAUGGAUCGUUGGACCCCUCCAUCUAACACUGACAUGAUUGGUGACCCCCUCUUCUCUUACCAUGUACCCACGAAUCAGGAUCAUUCUCUCAACUGUGGUUUCUCACAUUUUGGCUCCAUCCCAGAACUGGGUAACCAUGUGUCUCUCAGGCUCAGAGUGCCCCCCAACUCCCACCCCCACUAUGAACUUAUGUAUGCUGAUAAAAUAUAUGUUAGAUUUGUUACAACAUACUGUACAUUUGGUCUAAAAUAUAGUCUAUAUGGUGAUAAAGGUUUGAGGUUAUGAACAACAGAGUAACAAAACCUAACAUGAAGAUUUACACGUAAGUUAUUAUAUCUCUGCCAAAUAUUCAACACCAAACUUCUAGAGAAUUUAAAUAAGUGGCAACAUUAGAUUGAUAAAAAGGUAUUUGACAAAUAAAAUAUAUAUUCUAUACUGAAACGACUGAUCCCUAAGAGGGUCCUUUUCCCAGAGUUGGGUACUUGGGCAGAGGCCCCCAGGCCUGUCAAGGGCGGUACUGGCCUCUGUGCUCCCUGAGUCCCUGUUCAUGGGCUACACCCCAACUCACAAGACCUCUUUUCUCCUGUUUCCUUUUGGCCCUUAAUACUUUUCCUUGCCUUCUCAGGAGAUAGUCUUAGUUUGGAACAAACUUGCUUUUACUGACAGAGUGGCUAUUUUGGUAUCUUUUCUGAGUCCAUUAACUGUGAUUAAAAAGUUGAAGCUCUCUUAGUGUCAAAAUAAUGAUACUAAAAGAGCUUCAAUUCAAAACAAUUAUUUUUAAGGUUAACCUGACAGGAAUGUGAUGUGUAGUCCUAUAUUAUGGGGGUGCAGACCUAUUAUAGUCUGUAAGCAAUACAAAUUCAUGGUCGUCUUAUAAAAGAGCAAGCUGUUUAAUUGCAGUCAUUCUAAGUACUGAUGAAAUUAGUUACAGAGAUAAAACCUACCUACUCCCCUAUAUGUUUUCAGAGUUAAACUUAAAACAAUUUAAUUAUAAACAAAGUUCAUCUAUUGAGAUAUACCUAAUAGACAGUCUUCAAAUGCUCAGAGGUCUGAGAACAUAGCAUUUAAAGUGUUUAAUUAAAAAGCUUUUUAUAAUAGAGAGACCUGUUAGCUCCUGGCAGGACCCCUAUUUCAGCCAAAGAAGAUAGAUGGAAAGAGAAGAGCCUUCACGCAGAACUUGCUUCAGAAGUGGCAGCACUAA